AUGCUCAGUUCGGUGUGUGUCUCCUCUUUCAAAGGGCGCAAGGGUGGGAACAAGUCGGCUAACAAAGCAUGUUCCAGCGCAGACAUGACUUGUCCGUCAUCAGACAGCGAGAAAAUCGUGAUAAACUGCGGUGGAAUUCGACACGAGACGUACCGCAGCACGCUCAAGACGCUGCCCGGUACCCGCUUGUCCUGGCUAACGGAACCAGACGCGUAUAGCAAUUUCGACUACGACCCCAAAACUGACGAAUUCUUCUUCGACCGUCACCCCGCCACUUUUUCUUUCAUUCUGAACUAUUACCGCACAGGGAAGUUGCACUGUCCCAACGAUGUGUGCGGUCCGCUCUUUGAGGAGGAGCUCGCUUUUUGGGGCAUCGAUGAGACGGACGUGGAGGCAUGCUGCUGGAUGAACUACCGCCAACACAGGGAUGCCGAGGAGGCACUGGACAGUUUUGAAACCCCCGAGCCGGAGGAACCUGAAAUCGACCCGGCGCUCACGGGGGGCGCUGACGGGGACCUGAAGCGUUUGUGCCUGCAGGAAGACGGUCGCAAGCCCAGCUGGUGGAGCGUGUGGCAGCCCUAUAUGUGGAACCUCUUCGAGGAUCCGUACUCUUCCAAAAAUGCCCGGUAUGUGGCGUUUCUCUCCCUCUUAUUCAUCCUCAUCUCAAUCUCUACAUUCUGCCUGGAGACGCAUGAGGCCUUCAACACCAUCUACAACAAGACGGAGAACGUCACCGUGGGUAAUGUCACGAAAGAGGAGAUCGUGUGGGAGGUGGAGACGGACCUCUGGCUCACGUACGUGGAGGGCGUCUGCGUCAUCUGGUUCACCAUCGAGGUGAUGGCCCGCGUCAUCUUCUGCCCCGACAAGGCCGAGUUCUUCCGGAGCUCGCUCAACAUCAUUGACUUCGUGGCCAUCAUGCCCUUCUACCUGGAGGUGGCGCUGAGCGGCCUCUCCUCCAAGGCGGCCAAGGACGUGCUGGGCUUCCUGCGCGUGGUGCGCUUCGUGCGAAUCCUCCGUAUCUUCAAGCUGACGCGCCACUUCGUGGGCCUGCGGGUGCUCGGCCACACGCUGCGCGCCAGCACCAACGAGUUCCUCCUGCUCAUCAUCUUCCUCGCGCUGGGCGUCCUCAUCUUCGCCACCAUGAUCUACUACGCCGAGCGCAUCGGCGCCGACCCCGCCGACCCCACGGCCAGCGCCCACACCACCUUCAAGAACAUCCCCAUCGGCUUCUGGUGGGCCGUGGUCACCAUGACCACGCUGGGCUACGGGGACAUGUACCCGGAGACGUGGUCCGGCAUGCUGGUGGGCGCGCUGUGUGCCCUGGCGGGCGUGUUGACCAUCGCCAUGCCCGUGCCCGUCAUCGUCAACAACUUUGGCAUGUACUACUCGUUGGCCAUGGCCAAGCAGAAGCUGCCCAAGAAGAAAAACAAACACAUCCCUCGCGCCCCGCAGCCGGGCUCGCCCAACUACUGCAAGCCAGACGCCCUCGCCAUGGCGACCGCCUCACCGCACAGGCUCAUGGGAAACGUGCUGGGCAACAUUGGGGUGUCCGGCAGCAUGGGCGGAGACUGCCCUCUGGCCCAGGAGGAGAUCAUAGAAAUCAACCGAGCAGACUCCAAGCAGAAUGGCGAUGCUGCGAGCGCAGCCCUGGCCAAUGAGGACUGCCCCACCAUAGACCAGGUGCUGGGCCCGGAUGACCGCAGUCCGGCCACAGGGGGGCUUGGCACGGGCCGCGAGCGCUACCCCCAUGACCGCGCCUGCUUCCUGCUCAGCACUGGGGAGUUCCGCACCACAGACAGCAAUGUCAGGAAAGUGUUGAGUUUCUAAAUUUCCUCACUUUCUCUCAAAAAAGAAGACAGAAAAUUAUACCAUUUAUCCAGAGCCUGUCAUUGGGAGCACCAUUAGAAGAACUACAACUUACAAGUAGAAGACAGGGAGGGAGAGAGAGAGAAAGAGAGUGAAAGACCUGGGGAAAAGAAGACUCUGGGGAAAAAAAGAAGAGAGUCACUUGUUUGGUAUUCUACGUGAAAUACAGUCACAGAGACAAAUAGUGGACAAAUACGAAACAUAGCAAAAUAAUAACAAUUGUCAUGAAAUUGGACCUCACCGGACUUACACGCGAACUCUAAACUGAAUGCUUUGGAUCGUAUACACUAUAUAAACACAGAGAGACACGCAAAAACAAAAUCAGAGACAGAAAACUUGGGACUUGUGGGUAAUGUGACUGCUACUGUAUAGCUAACAGAGUGGUCAAAGCUGCUCCAGCGUUCACUGAUCGUUGUAACUAAAACUGCUGGGGAAUGUAGCCACUGUUGUCCACUCCAAAUUAUUUUGGCCUCAGAUGUGGACAAGCCCACAGAUUUCGGCACCUUACAUCCAAAGAUGUACACACAUAUACACACACACACAUGCCCACACAUACACAGCGCAAAUUGCUCUUCAUGGCGACUUACAAACAAGUACCAGUCUUGGGGACUCUGUGAUGUGGACUUGUGACUCAGCUAAACAGAAAAGUGGAAGAAGAAGAGAGGUGCUGAUGAUUGCCCUGUAUUUUGGGGUGGUCAGUUGCCCUUUGUUUCUCUCUCUCUCUCUCUGUGUCUCUCUCUCUCUUCUCUCCUACCGGUCAUGCUAUUGUGUUUCCUCCCUCCCCCCCCUCUCUCUCAACCUCCACCUGUCUGCAUCUCGGCGUGUCUACUCUGUAGUGAACUGCAUGGCAUGAAAAAAAACUCAAGCAAGGAAGUAGAGAACAAGUAGACGGAGGAAGAGACUUCAGUUAGCAAACAAAGGCGCAUUCGCGUUGUCCUUUUUUUUUUUUUUUCUUCGAUUACAAAAAAAAAAAAUCUCUGAUCUUGAAGUUGGCUCAUGGCACGAGCCCAGCUGCUGACAAAGAGUUUAGAGUGGACAAAAGAAAGAAGAACAGCGGCUCUCCUUCCCUGGGGAUGACGUGUUGGAGCUGAAAGAGGAAAAGGAAGAGGAAAAAAAAGACGCAUGGUGCCAAUAGAAGAACAGCAAAUGGAAGUGUGGCGAACUUUGAUGAACAAUUCAGAAAAAAAAGAGAAAAUCGAAAAUGCAUUUUCUUACUUUGUUUACCAGCAUGACUAAUUUGCAUGACUCUACUUCUGCAAGCCGUGGCCCCUGAAAAAAGCAAGGGGCUCGGAAUCCCUUCAAAAACAAAACCAAAUGGGGAAAAACAAAAAGAGAUUUAUGUUAUAUGCAACUUAGAAAAGAAGAGGAUUAUAUUAAAAGAGGAUCUAUAUUUUGUUUUUGAAUACAAAAAAAUAAUAAUAAAAAUAUAAGAUUGCAAGAUAAACAAACUAUGUUUUAUUAGAUAUAAGGUAAGACACCCCACCAAAUGUACUGGAUGUGAACAAUUCUCUUGCUACUUCUGCUUCUAUAAUUACUUCUAUAACUACGACUGCUCUUGUUACUGAUCCUACCAUGAGGACUCUUGUUGUAUACGACUGUACUACUUCUCCUGCUUGCUCUUUCCUGCUGCACUGCUGUCAGCCUCUCUCGCCAUCGCCCCCUGCUGCACAGGCUGCAUCACAACAACUCUCCUCUCCCAUGUUGACCUCUCACUCCUCUGCACCCACAGCUGUGCGCUGACGUAUAGGAGGUCAAGGGUGAUCGCUUCACUGGAGGAGAUGCUACCCACACCAGUGCAGUUAAUGUGAAGUAGACUGUAAUAUUUUUGUUCCAUGUUUCUCUGUUUCUUGAUGAGUUGUACAUUCACAGCAGUUCAGUGUGUGGGUAGACAGUAUGAGAGGAGUUGAACAAACGUGUGCAGUUUUAGCCCAGCAAUACUAGUUCCAUAUAUCAUCCAAAGGGGGAGGUCAUGACAGAUUCCGUUCUCCAUCAUCACAACCUUGUAGCUGUCACAAGUUCACAACAAUGUUUUUGUCUCCUGCCCCUAUAUCACUUCGCACUUUUACUUUUCGCCAUGCUGCUGAAUUCAAAGGUUAUUUUUCAGCUCUUAUGUAGCUUAGCACUAAUGUGCUCAUGUUAAUAUUUUUGGCUCAAGUCUUCUCUGUCAAAUCAGUCAUUUUGGUUCUUAUGUCCUCAGGAUAAGAUUUGAUAUGAAAAAGACCGACAGGGAUAUGUGCAAAUGAGAUACACUGUGUUGACACAACAAAGGGGUUGUUCAUGCAGUUACUGUGUAUUAAGGUUUAGUCUCCACCUUGUGGAAUCCUGUGGUCUUGUACUUUCUCACCUCUCCUCCUGAGGGUACCCAACUUGUGAGGGCACCAAUAGAAAGAUAAAUCUAAAAGCCACAUCACACCAUAGUGAAGCUACUGUAUACUAGACUUGUUCUUACUGUCCAAAAUAUUCAAACAAACCUCAGAUUUCUUGUUUGGAGUUUAAAGAAUUAUUGGCACAUUAAUGAAUUACUUUUGAAUAAUGCAUUGCUCAUUAUACUGUUUGGAAAUGUCACAGUGACUAUUUAUUUGUCAUCAUUAUUAUUUACAAUCAGUACAAUUAAUUGUGCUGCUUUGUCGCUGUUCUUUUUCACUUCAGUGGCUAAUAUUGCAAUGGUGUUUGGCCAGAGAUAAGAUGUAGGGAGUAAUAUCUACAUCAUGGCCUUAAAUGAGACUUAAUUUCACCCAUAAGAAUUUCACCCACCUACUAUCAGUCAUAAGCAUCCAGUAGAUAGUAGUUGGAUAUGGGCUUGCAUAUGGAUCAAUUGAAUGAGGGCUGCAAUGACAAUUCGAGUUGUGUCAACCAGUGUGCUAAUUACCUGACCAGAAUCUUCACUAAGGUGAUCAGUAACCUAUGCAAGAGCGCAGCUGUAGUGUCAGGGCCUAUUUGCACAAGAACGUCUCAAAUUGGGUUGUAUCUAUCUGUUCUGGACACUUCAGCAGGGGUCACUAUAAGGUCAGUGAGUAGCUCCUAUGGUCACUUAAACCCCAGUCCUACUGUAGCCAUGCAUAAUGGUCCAUGACAGGGUCAUUGACUUCAGGUAAAAGAGUGAUGCAGUGGUAGGUUGCCCCUUAAGCAUCACUUACAUUGACAUUCAUUUCACCUCCCUGUUCUCCCAGCUCAACGUACUGGUCUCACAUCUCUGUCCCCCAGUAUCCCAGAUAGUUCAGUAAGGCCCCAGAAUGGAACUAAGCAAGAGAAUGGGUUUUGAUUUAGAGAGAGGGAAAUGGCAGCGGUGGACAUAGCAGUAUAAAUGUGUUACUAUCAAGGAGGAUUGAGGGGAGCUAUAAGAAAGGCCCAUUGAAGCCCCUUUUAACAGCAAAAACAAUUUCAUUCAGUCCAGGGUCUCUGAUAUAGAGCAAUAACAAGUCCACCAGUUCUCCACAGAGGGAUGCCCAUUGUAAUAUGGGGUGACAGCUUCCAAAGUCAGUUGGAACCGACCCACACAGAGAAAUAUCAGGGGAUCCUUGUGAAUGUCAUUGAUUGUAACUGCUACUAAUGUGUUACACACAGAGUGGCUUGUGUGCGCAAGUCCAUUUGCGUGUCUGUCAGUGUGUGUGUGUGUGUGUGUGUGUGUGUGUGUGUGUGUAUGUGUGCGAGUGUGUGUCUGCCUGUCUCUGUCUGAGCUUGGGGGGGAUGCAUCACGAGUGGAUCUGUGAUUUAGAGCAAUGCCACGCCCAUGUGAGGUGACUGACAGCUCCACUGUUUACUUGAAACCCAAAUAUAAAACAUAUCAGUGAGGAGCAGAACAAAUCGAGCCAGAUUCAGCUGCCACUCCCCUUCUCUCUUCUCCUCUUGUUUUCCCUCCAUGCCCACCUCUGUUGCUCUCCUUCCUCUACUGUUUUUUUGUUUAGGAAGAAGCUAUUUGGCAUCUGUUGUUCUCUUGUGUUCUUCUAUCAUAUUGUUUGAAGCUGAAUUAUAAUGCAUGCGUGGGGGAAAAAAGAAGACUUCAAUUUAUCUGUGAAUGACCAGAGUGAAAUAACCUUCUCUUUCACCUCUUUUCCUGCUCGGAUUCUCUCUCCAUCUGUUUUAAAAAGCAGAAGGAGGGAGGGCAAAACUGUAAGCAUUACUGUGAAUCACAAACUCACUUAAUCCGACAAUUUCAAAUGAAAAAGUCUUGAGCUUUUCCGUAUUAGCUUUCUUUAUUGAUUUAUUUAUGAACUUUUUUGUCAGGCUUUUCUUAUGUAUUUUGGCUGUUUAGUUGUUGGCCACCAUAUGAGUUUCGUGAAACAGGUGUUUCCAAGUGUUACAGGUUAAGCCAUGGAUAGAUAAGUGUGAGUGAAUAAGUCAAUAGACAUGUGGGUGCAUCAGACAACACACACAAAAAAAAAAACAUUUAACACACAAACGUAAAGACAUUCACUUACAUAUGUCAGAAACUAUGGCCAUAUAUUCAUAGACCUGUAUCAUUUUGUUUCUCUUUAUUUGCUACUAAAAGGCUAUCUCGUUUUGUUACGAAUGUGUUUUUUUGUUUGUUUGUUUUUUAAGAGAGCCUGCCUUAAAAUCUUUUUUUGUGGUGUACACAGGGACAAUUUACUGAACGGGCCUAUCGGGCUCAGGCCCAGGGGCUCUGAAGCCCAAGCCUCUGCAUGAAGUCACUACCAGAGCCAUAGAAAGAGAGAGUUGCGACACUCUUUGAUGUCACCGUCACACGAUCAAAAGUUCGAAAAAACCUGUGCUGAACCGCAGGAGGGUGGGAUGUGUUUCUGGAUGCGGGAGAGUGUAAUCAAUUAACUCAUCUACUGACCAAGAGAUUAGCUGUUUGAAGUUCCAAAACUCCCAUAACCCAGAAACUGGCAAUGGGAAAGCGCUGCCAUUUUUUUCCACGGUCUCCUAUGGGAGUGUCGCCACUCUGUUUUCUCUACCGCUCUGGUCACUACUAUGUUCCCCACCCGUACUCUUCUUUUUCCACAAAACCCGUCAGAAGUCAUCAUUUAAGGGGCUAUUUUUUUUUUUACAGUUUUCUUUUGGGGGAGCAUGCCCCUGGACUCUCUCAGCUUAACUGAGGGGGGCCUUUUUGUGUCUGUGCCCAGGGGCCCAGUGGUACCCAUAGUCCGUCCAUGGUUGUACAGUAGCCUACACACAAUCUAAGCUAAGUUCACCUGCAGCUAUGCUAACUGGUGGAGAUGCAGCAGCACCAACUCGUUGUCUUAUUAGGGGAGAGCGGGGACUGCAGGAGGAAAGAGAUGGUUAUUAUGAUGGUUGGAUGGUUUAUGCUUUGAAGACUGAUGCUGGAUAUGAUUUUAAAAUAUAAAAAAAGAAAAAAGUCUACAGAACUGUAUAAAAUAUAUUUCAAUGGAAUGUUUAUUACUUACCUUUUAUAUUUUUGAAACAAUGAAAAAAAUGAAUAAACAGUAAUUUAACAAAGUUUGUGAAAGGCGAGACUUACAACAGCUCUAUUAUUAAAGAAUGAAAGUUUGAAUGUGAAUGCUAACUUACCUGAUCAACUCUUCUCCAUCACACAUAGGAAAAAUAACAAUAAAAUAACAAAAACACAAAAUAAAUAGAAAAAAUACAACAAAACAUAUCAAAUUUAAAAAGAAAAGGUCCACAAAAAUCAAUAAAAACAAUAAAAGCUUAUGCCAAAAUUUUCA
Messenger RNA from Sardina pilchardus (European sardine), 7511 nucleotides. It is a transcript of the gene kcnc3a, whose product is annotated as potassium voltage-gated channel, Shaw-related subfamily, member 3a. The coding region runs from base 1 to 1827 and encodes 608 amino acids. The record is from RefSeq and is a predicted model, not a curated record. The transcript is spliced from 4 exons. Lineage: Eukaryota; Metazoa; Chordata; Actinopteri; Clupeiformes; Clupeidae. Gene Ontology annotation, molecular function: delayed rectifier potassium channel activity; protein binding. Gene Ontology annotation, cellular component: dendrite membrane; postsynaptic membrane; voltage-gated potassium channel complex. Gene Ontology annotation, biological process: potassium ion transmembrane transport; protein homooligomerization.